Molecule: messenger RNA, 949 nt
Organism: Hydra vulgaris (swiftwater hydra)
Lineage: Eukaryota; Metazoa; Cnidaria; Hydrozoa; Anthoathecata; Hydridae
Product: 15-hydroxyprostaglandin dehydrogenase [NAD(+)]
Cellular component (GO): cytoplasm
Molecular function (GO): oxidoreductase activity, acting on the CH-OH group of donors, NAD or NADP as acceptor
Source: RefSeq, a predicted model, not a curated record
AUUAAAUAAAAUGUUUGUAGGUUAAUUUAAUAAAAAUGAGUAUCUUUAAUAAAAUAUUUCUUAUUACUGGUGGUGCAAGAGGCCUUGGGAAAGGUUUCGCUCAAGCUGUUGUCCAACGGGGUGGUAAAGUCAUACUUGUAGAUGUUCUAAGAGACUUUGGCAUUACAACUGAAAAAGAGUUGAAUGAAGUUUAUCCAGGACAAUCUGUAUUUUAUGAGGGAGAUGUUACAAAUGAAUUAUCUAUGAGAAAAAUUUGGGAAGAUGGAGAAAAAAAAUUCAGUGGACCAGUAAAAGUAUUAGUUAACAAUGCUGGUAUUUUUCAUUCAGGCAAUUGGAAAAAAACUGUUAAUAUUAAUUUUGUUUCUCUUAUGGAAAUGACAUACUUAGCUAUGGAAAAAAUGAGCAUCAAAAAAAGUGGGGAUGGCGGUACCAUUAUAAAUAUAGCCUCAGCUGCUGGUUUAGCAAGUGCUGAAGUUUAUGAAAGUAUUCCGUACUUUGUUUCAAAAUCUGCCGUUGUAUCACUUACUAAAUCUCUGGCUAGCUCUAAUGUAUUGGAAAAUGAAGGUGUUAGAGUUGCUGUAAUGUGUCCUACAUUUGCUGAUACUGAAAUGGUACGCAGUAAUCACAAAGUAGUUGAAAUGGUUGCAAAAAAUAAACUUGGGGUUAUGACUGUAGAACGAGUGGUAGCAGACUUUGUUAAAUUAUUUGAAGAUAUUCAUAGUGAUAAGGUUAAAAAUGGAGCUAUAAUGUUGCAAACUUCUGGUGCUGAAUCUCAGUAUAUUAAUCUACCAAAAAUGAAUAUGUCAUCAAAAAUAUAGAUAAUAUAUUUUUAUCUAUUUAAUUUUUAUAGGACAAUUUUGUCUACAAUUUUUUAAUAUAAUUUUUAAUUAUGCUAUAUUUUAAACAAUUGUUUUGUAUAUUUUUUUGAAAAAAUUAAUGUCAAUUUUAA